Messenger RNA from Anopheles marshallii, 618 nucleotides. It is a transcript of the gene Obp73a, whose product is annotated as general odorant-binding protein 70. The record is from RefSeq and is a predicted model, not a curated record. Gene Ontology annotation, molecular function: odorant binding. Bases 1 to 618 code for a protein of 205 amino acids. Lineage: Eukaryota; Metazoa; Arthropoda; Insecta; Diptera; Culicidae. The transcript has 4 exons.
AUGAGACGAAACCGUUCCUUCCAGGGUUCGACGGUAGUGCUGGUGCUGUGGGUCGUUGUGGCCUGCAGCGAACUGAUGCUGCACCCGGCACGGGCCGAUGCACCGAAAAAACGAUGUCUCACCAAACCAACCGUCUCGAAGAAAGUGGACAUGGUCAUCCACCAGUGCCAGGAGGAGAUCAAAUCAAACCUGAUCGAGGAUGCGCUCAAGAUUUUCACUGCCGAGCACGGACAGUGGCACGAUCGCCGGAAGCGAGAUGCGGAUGAGGGAACAGUGGACUUUUCCCACCCAACAAUUGUUUCCCACGAGGACAAAUGGAUUGCGGGCUGUUUGAUGCAGUGUGUGUACAAGAAAAACAAUGCGAUCGAUAAAAACGGUUGGCCCACCCUGGACGGAUUGGUCAGCCUGUACACGGAUGGCGUGAAUGAGCAUGGUUACUUUAUGGCCACACUACGGGGCGUUGAUCGAUGUCUCAAGGGUACGUCGAAGAAGUAUCAGAUCAAACGAAACGAUGCAGCUGAGAAUUUCGAACAGUGUGAGGUCGCGUUCGAUGUGUUUGAUUGCAUUUCGGACAUGAUUACGGACUAUUGCAGCGGCCAGACGGAGAAUGAUCAUUAA